AUGGCGGAGAAGCGGCCGGCGCGCCGUGAGGGAGAAAAGGUCUGGUGUCCAGACCCUCGCAAUGUGUGGCAGCUGGGCACCGUAGUGGAGGACGACGGUGAGAAGCUGCACGUUCUGCUGCCCGACGCCGACUCGGAGCAACAAUUCACCUUCGAGCAGGUACAUCCUUACGAUCCAUCACACUCAGUGAACCUGAACAAUGUGGCGGAAAUGGACAAUCUACACGAGGCUCCACUUCUGGAUCUUCUACGACGUCGCUAUCUCGAGGACAAGAUCUACACGUACACUGGUGAUAUCCUCAUCUCUAUCAACCCGUACAAGAACAUCCCCAUGCUCUAUAACUUCCCAGAACUCGACUCUAUUGGCAAACUAGAUAACCCCGUGCCUCAUGUCUACUCCACAGCUCACGGAGCGUACCACGCCAUGAUGAAGGACGGGAAAUGCCAAUCCAUUCUUGUGUCUGGAGAGAGUGGAGCCGGCAAAACAGAAGCCUCCAAGUACAUUAUGCGGUAUCUGGCCAACAUCUCGGAGAUCGGCAAGAAGGCUCCAAAGGCUCCAAAAGCGGAGAACGGCGGGUCUUCGGUGGAACAAUGUGUACUCCAGAGUAAUCCUCUACUUGAAGCGUUCGGUAACGCUAAGACCAUCCGCAACGACAACAGCAGUCGCUUUGGCAAGUUCAUCAAGAUCUAUUACCAUACAGACGGCACCAUCUCUGGUGCUACAACGAGCCAUUUCUUGCUGGAGAAGAGCCGCAUCGUCGGUAGCGCCGAAUCCGAGCGUAAUUACCACAUUUUCUACCAAUUGUGUGCUGGAUUAUCUGCUGAAGAGAAGACGGCGUUGAAGCUGAAGCCUGCAAGCGAGUUCUACUUCCUCAAUCAAGGAAAUUGCAUUCAAGUGCCAGAAAUUAACGACAAAAAGGACUUCAAGGAGCUUGCUGAAGCCAUGGGUACUGUGGGUAUCCCUCCAGAGUUACAGCGGACCAUCUUCCGUCUCGUGGCCUGCGUACUGCAUUUAGGUAACGUCGAGUUCACGGAGAACGCCAAGAACGAGUCCCAGAUCGCCCACCCAGAGGACGUGACGAACCUGGCAGACUUGAUGAUGGUGACACCGGCUGAACUGGAGUUCGCGCUUACGAAGCGAACGAUGUCGGCUGGCGCACGUGGCUCAGUGGCUGAAAUUGCGCUGACUGCUGUGGAGUCUGUCAAGUCGCGUAAUGGUCUGGCGAAGGACAUUUUCAGCAAGAUUUUCGACUGGCUGGUGUCUCAAAUCAACAAGUCAACGUCUAACGUUGGCAGUAGCGCUGGAGUUGGCGCUGGCUCCAAGUUUAUCGGUAUUUUGGAUAUCUUUGGCUUUGAAAGUCUGCAAGUGAACUCGUUUGAGCAGCUGUGUAUCAACUACACGAACGAAAUGUUGCAGCAACAAUUCAACCAGCACGUGUUCGUGUAUGAACAAGAAGUGUACGUUGAAGAAGGCAUCGAUUUCUCUCGUCUGGAGUUCAAGGACAAUGGACCAUGUCUCGAUCUGAUUGAUAAGAAGCCGCUGGGUAUUCUCCCUCUCUUGGAUGAACAAGGAAUGCUUGGACGACGUGCUAGCGACGAAAACUUUAUCCAGAAGCUGCAUCAAACGCAUUUGCCAAAGGGAAAAGUUCCGGAGGGCACUACUAUCUACUACUCGAAGCCGCGAUUCGCUACGGACGAGUUUGUGGUUCACCAUUACGCUGGAGAGGUGACGUACAAUGUCAAUGGCUUCUUGGAAAAGAACGAUGACUCUCUACACAACGAUUUGAUCUCUCUGAUGGACAGUUCCAAAUGCGAAUACCUGCGAAAGUUGUAUCCAUUAGCUCAAGCUGGUGCGGCAUCGGGCGGCGCCAACCCACGGAAACCUGUUCGGAAAAUGGGCAACAAGAUGACUGGAACGAUGACUGUGGGCCGAAAAUUUCGUGAUCAGAUGGCCAACUUGAUGGUGGAACUCAAGGCCACGAUGCCUUCCUUCGUGCGUUGUGUCAAGCCGAACAACCUGCGCUUCCCACAGGGCUGGAACGCCGAACUGAUUCUAAACCAGCUCAUCUACCUCGGUGUCAUGGAGACUGUGCGUAUCCGACGUUCCGGUUUCCCAGUUCGACGGCUCUUUGAAGAAUUCCGCGAGAAGUAUCAGAUCCUGACUCGCAAUGUCGCUAAGGAGAAGCGAGGAACUAUGACGGACAAAGAUUACUGCGAGGUUAUUCUCCGCUUCAUUCCUCGUGAAAACUGGCAGCUCGGACACAAGAAGGUGUUCCUUCGAGACAGCCAGCUGCGUAUUCUGGACAACGAAGCACGUAAGAUCAUGCACGACGCUGCUAUCGUUAUCCAGAAGCAUGUACGCGGUCGACAGCAACGUCGAAAGUACAUGGAUAUGCGCGAGAAGGCCAUCCGGAUCCAAGCAAUGACGCGCAUGUACCUGGCCAAGCGUCACUACCAGCGUAUGCGUCACCGCAUUACACUCCUCAACGCUGUAGCAAGGCAGUUUAUCCAGCGAAGGAAGUAUCAACGCCUGCGCAAGGCCACUAUCCUCGUGCAGAGUCACGCUCGCGGUAAUGCUGCUCGCAAGUAUGCGCUAUAUCUCCGAACAGCCCCUCCUGCUGCAACAAAGAUCCAAGCUCAAGUGCGACGAUACUUGGCUCGUAAGCGCUUCCUCAAGCAGAAACACGCUGCGGCUAAAGUUGCAAAUGCACGCAAGAUGCACAGACAACGGGCUGAGUUUUUGGAGAUGCGCAAUGCAGCGAAUGUGAUCGCUUCUCGAUACAAGGGCUAUGCUGCGCGUAACAAAUAUCGCGAGAUGUGGAAGGCAGCUAUCGUGUUGCACGCUGCAGGUCGCGGCUUCAAUGCCCGUCUUAAAUACGGCAAGAAGGCUCGUAUGCGCGCUGUUGCACGCAACAAAGCGCAGAUCCAAAUCGCGCGAAUUGCUCGUGGCUUCUUGGCGCGACGUCACUUCCAGACCUCUCGUCGACGUAUCAUUAUGAUCCAAGCCCGUGUGCGAGCGAACCGCGUUCGUACCGAGUAUCUCAAGGGUCGAGAGGCUACAAUCAACUCUCAAGCUAUGAUUCGUCGCUCGCUGGUGCGUCGUAAGUUUUUGCGCGAGAAGAAGAUGGCUACACGCAUUGAAGCCUUUGGUCGCAUGGUGAUCUAUCGUCAACGUUAUCUCAAUGAACGUAAGAAGAUCAUCCUUGUCCAGUCUUUGUGGCGGAUGCACAGGCUUCGCAGAGAAUACACCAAGCGGGACCGACAGAUUACACUGCUGCAAUCGCUCUGGCGCUGCCAUGCACAAGCCAAGAAAUACCGCGAGACGAGGGACAAGAUCAUCACUAUUCAAGCUUUCUCGCGUAUGACACUUGAACGUACUCGCUACUUGAAAAUGCGAUCAGCGGCGCGUGUGGUGCAGAGCGCUGUACGCACGUAUCUAGGUCGUCGGCAAUUCAUUCGCUUCCGUCAUGGAGUGGUGAAAACUCAAGCACUUUAUCGCGGCUACGUGCAGCAAAAGAAAUAUCGCCAAACGGUUCAGCGGAUCGUCACGGUACAAAGUGUCUUCCGUCAGAAGAGAUCCUCCAAGCUCGCAGAUGUGCGACGUCGGUCGAUGGCUCGAGUUCUCGCUGUGGUACGGAUCUUCCUGUCUCGUGUACGCAUAAGGAAUCGCACCCAGGCUUUGUUUGAUGCAGCUAAUGCCUACGACUUGACCGAGGUGCUUCACAUUGCACAGGAGAUGCCAGGAAUGCUACGUGUGCGUGACCGUGACCACGAGAUGAUGUCGUUAAUCCACGUCGCGUCGAAGAAUGGUGACCUCAAUUUGGCGCGAUUUGUUCUAGAGGAAAACCCUCAACUUGAGGAUCUCGUGUAUGGAAAGGAUACUGCAGGCAGUACACCACUGCACUACGCUAGUCGACUAGCUCAUUUGGAUAUGGUACGGCUACUCGCGAAGGUUGCGAACCGCAACUCGAAUCCUAGCGCGCAUUUUGACUUUGGAGCUGCGCGUACAAGAAGCGCUAGCAGUGCCAGUAGUGGCAGCGAUGACUCGCCCGACAUGAAGCUUCGAUCUGUUUCCAGUGUUAGCACGGCGUCCAUGACGACGCCAUCGUCCCGUUCGCCAUCAAAGAGCGUGUCUAUUCGCAGUCCUGUAGGAGGCUUUGACCCUCGUAUGCGUGGUAUGUCCACCGCCUCGACGUCUUCGUUUUCGAUGCAACCAGCCUUCAAACCUGGCGAUCACAACGCACCAAAGCGUAAUGGUCGACGCACUCUCGUGUCUUCCAAGAUAGGGAACAACCGACGUUUGUCAUCGUCUAUCGGCGGACUUCCACCAGUGCUCCCCACGACACUGCAGAUCGAAGUGUACAAGGAGGGAUUUCUACGCAAGGCUAGUGGUACUCGCUGGGCCACGAAGCGUUAUGUGAUAGUAGACGAGGUUUGUUUGUCCUACUACAAGACUGAGAAGGACAAGAUUCCGCUCAAGAUCGUCGAGCUGUGUGAUGCUACGAUCAAGCGCAACUCCGACGUGGACUGCUGCUUUGAGAUCCGCUCACCACGACUUAAGAGCUCCAAAAAUCCUGACGGCAUGCUCUCGUUUGUAGCCGACACAGAACAAGAGGUGCACGAAUGGAUGCUUGCUAUUCGCAAGGUACAGGGCGUGCGUGCAACCACAACGAGUCCUCCCAACCACAACAUGAUCUGCAUCGACAGUGGACUGCGUCGCGACUACGUCAACAUGAAGAACAAGCUGGGCUUUACCCCGUUACAUUUGGCAGUACAGAACGACGAAGAUGAAGGAUUUGAGGCUGCCAAGGUGUGUGUCUGGCUUAUUGAGAAUGGCGCGGACCCGAAUGCGAUCGAUGUGAAUGGAGACACUGCUCUACACUAUGCCGUGGAGCUGGAGCGCUUCGACUUGGUUGAAACUCUCAUGAAGCGUGGCGCAGACUCGAGUAUCAAGAACUUGAAAGGUCUUUCGGCCGUGGAUAUUGCCGAGGAGGACGACCUGAAGGAGAUUCUUAACCCAGUUACGCACGCCCUGAAGAUGGAGGAGACUCCGGUGGAGUCAGAAGAGCCCCAAGCUGACGGAAUUGUUCCUGUCAAGAAGCUGACUCCCGUCACUCCGUCACUACUGCCACCACCGGACAGGCUACACGACAGCACGUAUGUGUCGGUGUUCCUGGGUGCUAUUGCAGUGGCCACUGGUCCUAUUAUGGAGACGCCGCACUUCAACCUCUACAUCAUGGAUUAUAAGGGUGCGGUCGUUGACACGGCUCAACGCACACCGAAGUCGCUUAUCCAGACCGGAGGCAACUACUGGUGGUUCGGCAACACGUGGUACCUGCAGACACCCCUCGAGCAUCUCAAGGACGGUUGUGUUGCCGUGAUGGAGCUGAGGCAUCGGAGUCUUGUGACGCAGGAGGUCGAAGUGGGCUGUUGGACCUUUUUCCAUCUGGACUUGAGCAAGAUCACGACGGCGCCUGCCACCUUCGAAAUGUAUGCGCCGCCUGUGGAUCCGCUCAGUAAGAUCCUUGCUCGUAUCCCUGGAGAUUCUUUCUUGCAGGCUGAAAUCAACGUGUCGCUGUAAGCGAAGUAGAAAAAACAUGUCUUGUCGACUUGACAGUCAAGACGUUGAGUAAAAACAAAAACGUAGUAUCUACUUCAGCCAAAGGAGCGUGGCAACUGGAAGAGGUGAAAAAUAACCGUGCUUUGUGAUAAGGGAUACUUUCAUGGGCUACGUCUUUCAGCCGUGGAUAUUGCCGAAGAGAGCGACUUGAAAAAGAUUCUCAACCCAGCAACGUCUUGUGAAGAGCCAUCAGGAUCAAUUAAACACAAUGACGCGGAGUAAAAACAAAAAAGCAUCUAUUUCAGCCAACGGAGCAUGGUACUGUAAUGAAUCUACAGCACACGACGCUUCUUAGCAGAGUUCAUGUACGGCCGCAAGACCCACUCGUUCUCAGCCUCCUUCUGGUCGAGCGUGCCAAGCUUCACCUGGUACAACUGCAACUCGAAGCGAGGGCCACACUCCUGCAACUCCACCUCCCGUCCUGUCACCUUGAAGCCGUGGUGACGGAACGACACGAAGUCGUUGUCGUUGGACAACGUAAUAACGCGCUUGGCGUCUGGCUUGGGCACUGGGAACAAGUGCUUUAAAAUGUUGGCAACACGCUUUCCUAGCGGCGUCUCGAACUGGUUGAUAAUGAGGUGUGGAUACGCCUCGGAGAUAGUGGCACGGUCUUC
This is a messenger RNA of Phytophthora infestans T30-4, 6233 nucleotides long. RefSeq names its product myosin-like protein. NCBI's taxonomy places the organism in Eukaryota, Oomycota, Peronosporomycetes, Peronosporales, Peronosporaceae. The transcript has 3 exons. Gene Ontology annotation, molecular function: microfilament motor activity; actin filament binding; ATP binding. The record is from RefSeq and is a predicted model, not a curated record. Gene Ontology annotation, cellular component: vesicle; actin cytoskeleton; myosin complex. The coding region runs from base 1 to 5580 and encodes 1859 amino acids. Gene Ontology annotation, biological process: actin filament organization; vesicle transport along actin filament.